Bradysia coprophila is the source of this 6189-nucleotide messenger RNA. Its product is annotated as DNA-directed RNA polymerase II subunit RPB1-like. NCBI's taxonomy places the organism in Eukaryota, Metazoa, Arthropoda, Insecta, Diptera, Sciaridae. Gene Ontology annotation, cellular component: RNA polymerase II, core complex. Gene Ontology annotation, molecular function: DNA binding. The record is from RefSeq and is a predicted model, not a curated record. Gene Ontology annotation, biological process: transcription by RNA polymerase II.
UUGUGAACUCUAUCGGUCGAUCAUCCAGCAUUAUACGUUCAUAUUACACUAUACACAUAGUCGUAGAAGUCAUAUGGACAAAGUAAGAUAGUACGCAUAUUGUGCGCAUGGUCAACGGAAUGUUGUGAAAAUGAAAGAUUAUAAAAACCAAAGUCAACCGUACCAUUCGUUUAGUCGCUUCCAAGUGGUGUUCGCGAGAGUAUAAAAAAUCGUUUACGUGAAUUAAGCGGCUAAGGUGUGAUUUCAUUCAGUGGUGAAAUACAACAAACAUAUAAACGAUAUGUACUCCACCUUGAGUACAACACCGAUGCGCGAGGUGAAAAGCGUACAAUUCGGAAUUUUGUCACCUUGUGAAAUUCGCCGGAUAUCUGUUACCGAUGGCGGAAUUCAGUUUCCUGUAGCGAUCGAAAAUGGACAUCCCAAGCUUGGUGGCGUAAUGGAUCCUCGACAGGGAGCCAUUGACAGACACACCAGAUGCCAAACAUGUGCUGGCGAUAUGACCGAAUGCACUGGACAUUUCGGACAUAUUGAUUUGUGUGAACCUGUUUACCACAUUGGUUACUUCAAUAUACUAACGAAAGUCUUACGAUGCGUUUGCUUCUAUUGUUCAAAAUUGCUGGUGAACGCUACAAGCCAAGAUGUUAAGGAAAUUGUCAUGAAAACCAAAGGGCAACAGAGACGACGGUUAUUUCUGAUUAAUAACAUUUGUAAGAAAAAGGAUUACUGUGAGGGUGGUGCUGAGAUGAAUCCUGAAGCUGUAGAUAACAAUAAAUCGGCUCAACAUACCGGAUGUGGCGAGAAACAACCACGAAUUAAAAGGAAAGGGCUCGAAUUGUUUAUGACUACAGUUUCUGAAGGCGAAGGAAGUAAGAACGUGGAAUCGUUGCCAGCUAGAAAAGUUUUGGAAAUUUUGAAAAAUAUUUCUGACGAAGAGUGCUUCAUACUCGGAUUGGAUCCAAAAUAUUCGAGACCAGACUGGAUGAUAGUUUCAGUGUUGGCUGUUCCACCAUUAUCAGUUCGUCCAGCGGUACAAAUGUACGGUUCUGGCAAAAGUCAAGACGAUUUGACGCAUAAGUUAAGCGAUAUAGUCAAGGCAAAUAACGAACUUAAGAGAAACGUAGACAAUCAAUCUCCAUCCCGGAUUGUAAAGGAAAACCUGAACCUGUUGCAAUAUCAUGUCGCUACGUUUUUCAACAAUGAAAUUGCCGGCAUUCCCCAAGCAACCCAAAAGUCUGGAAAACCAUUAAAGACUCUGAAAUCGAGACUAACUGGAAAGGAAGGUCGAAUUCGUGGUAAUCUAAUGGGAAAACGAGUCGAUUUCUCAGCCCGGACUGUUAUUACCCCGGAUCCAAAUUUACGUAUCGAUCAAGUCGGUGUGCCACGAUCCAUUGCCAAGAACUUAACGUUUCCAGAAUUAGUCACACCGUUCAACAUUGAUGCCAUGCAAGAAUUGGUGAAUCGAGGGGAUACCUAUCCAGGAGCUAAAUAUAUAAUCAGAGACAACGGUGAUCGAAUCGAUUUACGUUUUCAUCCAAAGUCAAGUGACCUACAUCUACGCUGGGGUUACAAAGUCGAGCGGCAUUUGCGUGACGACGAUUUGGUAAUAUUCAACCGUCAGCCGUCUCUGCAUAAGAUGAGUAUGAUGGGGCAUAGAGUGAAAGUUCUUCCUUGGUCCACAUUUCGAAUGAAUUUGAGCUGUACCUCUCCGUACAAUGCUGACUUUGAUGGCGACGAAAUGAAUUUGCAUGUUCCACAAUCUCUGGAAACCCGAGCAGAGGUUGAAAACAUUCACAUCACUCCACGGCAAAUUAUAUCACCCCAAGCAAAUAAACCUGUGAUGGGUAUCGUCCAGGAUACUUUGACCGCUGUCCGAAAGAUGACCAAGCGAGAUGUGUUCAUUGAAAAAGAACAGCUGAUGAAUCUGCUGAUGUUUCUGAAUGAUUGGGAUGGUAAAAUACCGAAACCGUGCAUUCUGAAACCGAAGCCGUUCUGGAGUGGAAAACAGUUAUUUUCCAUGAUUAUUCCCGGUAAGCUAAAUGUCAUCCGUGAACAUUCAACUCAUCCACAAGAAGAAGACGAUGGUCCCUACAAGUGGAUAUCUUUGGUAGACACUAAAGUACUGAUAGAAGAGAGUGAGCUGGUCAUGGGAAUCGUAUGCAAACAGACACUGGGCGCAACCACAGGAUCAUUACUCCAUGUCUGCUUCUUAGAACUUGGUCAUGAAAUUACCGGCAAAUUUUAUGGAAAUAUUCAAACAGUCAUCAAUCACUGGUUGCUUUUGGAAGGGCAUAGCAUUGGCAUUGCCGAUACAAUUGCUGAUCCGAGGACAUAUGACGACAUUAGAACUUCUAUCAAACGGGCAAUCAACGGUGUUAAUGGUGUAAUUCAGAAGGCCUAUAACUGCGAGCUGGAACCAACACCCGGUAACACAUUAAGGCAAACAUUCGAGAAUGUUGUCAAUCGUAUUUUGAACGAAGCGAGAGAGAAGACCGGCAGUUCUGCGGAGAAGUCAUUGACCGAGUAUAAUAAUUUAAAGGCCAUGGUGGUUUCCGGAGCCAAAGGAUCAAAUUUAAACAUUUCUCAGGUCAUUGCAUGUGUCGGCCAACAAAAUGUUGAAGGGAAACGUAUACCAUUUGGAUUUUGCAAACGAACACUUCCGCAUUUCCAAAAAGAUGAUUACGGGCCAGAGGCAAGGGGUUUCGUAGGAAAUUCAUAUUUGGCAGGAUUAACACCAACAGAAUUUUUCUUUCACGCAAUGGGUGGCCGAGAAGGUCUGAUCGACACUGCCGUAAAGACUGCUGAAACAGGCUACAUUCAACGCCGCCUAAUCAAAGCUAUGGAGUCCGUCAUGGUUAAUUAUGAUGGAACCGUACGUAAUUCUGUCGGUCAAGUGAUUCAGUUCAGAUACGGUGAAGAUGGACUGUGUGGAGAGUCUGUCGAAUUCCAGCAUCUACCGACAAUAAAGUUGUCGCGAAGAACAUUCGAAAAACGUUUUAAAUUCGAUCCGACCGAUAAGAAAAUGCUAGCGAGACUAUUCGAUGAUGAUCUACGACGAGUAUGUGAGUCUGGCGAGUUUUUGUCCGAUGUUGAAUGUGAAUGGAAACAGUUGAUUUGCGAUCAGGACAACCUGAGAAAUAUUUUCGCAACAGGCGAAUCAAGAGUAGCUCUGCCGUGUAAUUUACAACGAUUGAUAUGGAAUGCUAAGAAAAUAUUUCACAUUGACAAGCACGGCAAAACUGAUCUAACACCUUUAAAAGUGAUGGAUGGAGUCAAGACUUUGUUAAAUAAAUGCGUUGUAGUCAACGGAAGUGAUGCUUUAUCAAAGCAGGCGAACAAUAAUGCUACUUUACUGUUUCAAUGCAUGAUACGCUCCAGCCUCUGUUCUAAACUACUUAUAGACGAGCACCGUUUAAAUAAGGACGCAUUCGAUUGGUUAACCGGUGAGAUUGAAUCAAGAUUUCAACAGGCUAUAGUAAAUCCAAGUGAAAUGGUGGGGCCAUUAGCAGCUCAGUGCAUUGGAGAGCCAGCUACUCAGAUGACACUAAACACAUUUCAUUUCGCCGGUGUAUCUUCGAAAAAUGUUACACUGGGUGUGCCUCGCCUGAACGAAAUUAUAAAUGUUGCCAAACGAAUAUCAGCGCCAUCAUUGACUGUUUACUUGACUCCUAAAAGCGCAUGUGAUGCAGAAAGGGCCAAAGAUGUUCUUUGUCGUCUGGAGCACGCAACACUUAGAUCUGUUGUCGCAAACACUGUCAUCUACUAUGAUCCAGAUAUUUAUCGAACUGUUGUAGUAGAAGACCAAGAGUUUAUAAAUAUGUACAACAGCAUGCCGGAUUUCGACCCGGCUAGACUAUCACCGUGGUUGCUUCGUAUGGAAAUGGAUCGAAAGAAAAUGACAGAUAAGAACCUAACACUGGAGCAAAUUGCAGAGAAAAUUGACUCUGGUUUUGGUCAGGAUUUGAAUUGCAUAUUCAAUGACGAUAAUGCUGAAAAAUUAGUGCUACGCAUAAGGAUCGUGAAGAAUGGAGACUUGAAAUUCGAAGAAAAUAAUGAGGACCAUGAAAAUGAGUUGUCGGAUGAUAUGUUCUUGAAAGCUAUCGAAUCCACCCUUUUAGCCGAUUUAACGCUCAAGGGCAUCGAUACGAUCCGAAAAGUGUACAUGCAUUUGCCUAACAGCGACAGCAAGAAAAGGAUUACGAUAACCAAGGAAGGUGAAUUUAAGGCCAUAUCCGAAUGGAUGUUAGAAACCGAUGGUACCGCCCUUUCGCCGGUUUUAAACGAGAAAGAUGUAGACACAACCAGAACUCAUAGCAACGACAUAUGCGAGAUAUUUCAAGUGUUGGGAAUCGAAGCAGUUCGAAAAUCGAUUGAGAAAGAGAUCAAUGCCGUUUUGCAGUUCUACGGACUAUACGUAAACUACAGACAUUUGUCGUUAUUAUGCGAUGUAAUGACCGCUAAGGGUCACCUAAUGGCUAUCUCUCGAAAUGGAAUCAACAAGCAAGAUGUGGGCCCAUUGAUGCGAUGUUCAUUCGAAAAGUCGGUCGAUGUGCUGAUGGAAUCAUCAGCAUACUCAGAAAAUGAUCCCAUCAGGGGUGUAUCGGAAAGCAUUAUACUGGGCCAAGUUCCUAAAAUCGGAACUGGUUGUUUCGAUCUCCUUAUGGACACAGACAAACUGAGAAACGAAAAUGUCCGAAGAAUCGAAAAUUUUAAUUCAAAACUCACCUUUUGCACGCCGUUCCGAACUCCGUGGACAAGUUUCGGUACACCACAACCGUCCAUUUGGACAGAAACUUUUGACCGAAGUGCUGGUACAACAAUGCAAUUUCCAUGGCCGAAUUUUUCACCUGCUUACGAAGGAUUUUCGCCAUCACCAUCUCCCAAUUCAUCAUUUGAUAUACCGUGUUUUUCACCCGCCAUACUAAACAAUUCAACUACUUCACCGAGUUAUUCGGCUAUUUCUCCGCGCUAUUUAGCUACUUCUCCGAGUUAUUCAGCUACUUUUCUGGAUUAUUCACCUGCUUCUCCAAGAUAUUCUCCCUCUUCCCCCAGCUAUUCACCUGCAUCCCGAGACUAUUCACCUACGUCUCCAGGCUAUUCACCUUCUUCAAACUAUUCAACAACUUCUCCACGAAUUUCACCCACAUCUCCAAUGUAUUCUCCAUCUUAUACGACUCAAUAUUCAAAUUCUACACCGGGUUAUUCACCUGAGUCGCCAAUGUAUUCAUCAAUCUGUACUCCGUUUGCUGGAUCUUAUUCACCUACUUCACCAUCUUAUUCGCCAAUUUCCAAUUUUUCACGAGAAUCUUCAAAUUUUUCAAUGUAUUCACCUAGGCAAUUGUCCGGAAAGCACUCUAAAAACUAUUCACCUUCAUCACCUAAUUAUUCACCAACGCCUUCUACUUAUUUAGCAUCAUCUCCCAUUUAUUCUGUUAGGUCUCACGAUUAUUCUCUAGCUAACAGAUAUUUGGCCAAAUCUCCUAUUUAUUCACCUACAUCACCCAUUUAUUACCCUACAUCUCCCAGUUAUUCACCGACAUCACCCAGUUAUUCACCGACAUCACCUAACUAUUCACCGGCAUCACCUAACUAUUCACCUGCAUCACCCAGUUAUUUAUCGCCAUCACCCAAUUAUUCACCAGCAUCGCCCAGUUAUUCACCGACCUCACCCAAUUAUUCACCAUCAUCUCCUGAUCGAAUCCUUGUAGUAUUACCCGAUUAUUCACCAACAUCUCCAAGUUCUGUUGAUGAUUUAGAGUCAGAAUUCGAUGCAGAAAUUUAGGCACAUAAGAAUUCUCAGUAAAAACUAAUAAUAGUAUAAGAAAUAGUGAAUAAUUUGAGGCGAAGCCUAGAACCGUUUUGCCAUUUUGAGCGCAACUAAUUUGGAUAAUUUUUAAUUAAAAUCUAAAUUGAGAUGAAUCAAAUUUAAUAACAUGCAAAAUUCAUUGAUAAAAUAGUGGGAUGGUUAAUGGCAAGGAAAGUAAAAGCAUACUUUCAUUGGUUAAUGGUGAUUGGAUCGUAUUUACAAAUUAAAUGAAAAUGGUUUUUAAAAUAGUUGAGAUAUAAGAAAGUAAGUAUAAAUAACGAGAAUUACAUUAACGAAAAUAUUUCUCGAGAUUAAACCCACAUGUUAAUGGUUUUUCGGCCAAGACCCACGGCAGAGUAAAAUAAACCAGGCAGUAGCGGUUCAUU